Messenger RNA from Osmerus eperlanus (European smelt), 2156 nucleotides. It is a transcript of the gene perp, whose product is annotated as p53 apoptosis effector related to pmp22. The record is from RefSeq and is a predicted model, not a curated record. The transcript has 3 exons. NCBI's taxonomy places the organism in Eukaryota, Metazoa, Chordata, Actinopteri, Osmeriformes, Osmeridae. Gene Ontology annotation, biological process: cell-cell adhesion. The coding region runs from base 172 to 729 and encodes 185 amino acids. Gene Ontology annotation, cellular component: membrane; cell-cell junction.
AGGUUUGUGAACAGGUUUUCUGUUUACUGUGACAACGAAUACCGUCGCAGACUCGGGUGGGGCCCUUCAUUCCUAUUCGUAAAAUAGGUGUAGCCUACUGCGCUCAAAACUCCAAGCUGCAAGUUCGAGCUUCAGUUUCGCACUGUGUGUCUGUCUGUUCUGAUCGCGAUCAUGUUUCGUUGUGGAAUAGCGUAUCCAAGAUGCAGGUGGAUCUUGCCUAUUCUAUUGCUUUUCGCAAUCAUUUUUGACAUUAUUGCAAUCGCUGCUUCCUCUGGAUGGGUCGAGGACGAGGGUGCGAAGUCCCACUAUGCCAACAUGUGGAGCCAUUGUCGAGGAAGGAAUGACCAAUGGGAAUGCAAGACUCUUAUGGAAAAUCCAUGGGCCCAGGCUGUGGCUGCUCUGAUGAUCAUUGGGCUUAUCAUCCUCAUCAUAGCCUUCAUCAUCUCCUGCAUUGCCCUCUGCUGCACCCUCAACAUCAGCCUCCUGCCUAUCAUCGGAAUCUUACUCUUCAUUGUUGUGGUUGUACAGAUCAUCGCCCUCAUCAUCUAUCCAGUCAAGUUCAACGACCUGAUCUUCGAAGGUCACUAUGACUUUACCUGGGCCUACGGCUUUGCGUGGGGCGCCACCAUCCUGACCAUCGGUUGUGGCAUUCUCUUCUGCUGCCUGCCACGCUAUGAGGACGAGCUCACAGGCAUGGCCAAGACCAAGUACAUCUACUCCUCUGCAUAAAGAAGCCACCCAGCCCCAAACCAUACUGCUUCCUGUACCCAUAAUCCUCUCCCUUCCUCUACCUACUAACCUCCCACAUUUUCCUCCCCCACCCUGCCCAUUCCUCUGCCCCUAAUAUACCCCUUGCUCUGCCCCUAACCACACCCCUAGAUCCAUCCCCUUCUCCCCAGCAGUGUCCGCAAGUGGAUGUCCCCCUACACCCUCCCACACAUUGAUCCGACAGUUUCAAAGUCACAUUCAAACAGUGACACCAUGGGAUGGGAUUGUCUCAAACGGAUCUGUCUCCAGAUGUCAUCGCAAAAAUCACCUAAGUGCACUUAACAACUAGGUAGUCACCCUGUAAUGUCUGAGACAUUUGUAAUAACGAUGGUUUUCUCAAAUACGGGUUAGCUUAAAGAAAUGAUGUCAACUCAUUUCCCCCAGAGGGACCUAGUUCUAGAUUAGCCUUCAUUUGUGCUCCAGUUACAGUCCCCAAGUGUUCCAGCCAGCUAAACCACUUGGUCACAGUUUGUAAGAUAAGUUACAAUGUUGUGGACACCUCUCUACUUCUACAUUCUAUUUGUGCUUGUUGAAAAAUGUAUUCACUCUUAUCCUGAAGCAUCUUAAAUUCUGCAGAUUAUUGCUUGGUUAGUAUUAAGAACUGUCAGUUCUGAGGAGAGAGGGCCAUAGGUAAAUAAGAGGAUGGUUAGAGCCUGACUAUGUAUUGCAAGGAAAGAUAAUGAAAAUGAAGUGGAAGAUUGAUUUAGAAUUUAUUUCAGUUUUGUUUUGGCCAUUUUGUACAUUUGUGUUUUGUUUUAGUAUGUGUUUUGAUCUUUACUAAAUAUGUUUUUCUUUGAUGAUAAUGGGUAAGACUGUGGGUAUGUGCUGCAUUGUAUACGUUUUAUAUUUUAUGAACACAAAUGAUAAUACACUAAUAGAAUAACAUUGAAAAGUCGAUUCCAUGUGCUUAAAAUUAGUCUGGAUUCAAAACUGUCGAUAGCUGACACUAGACAACAAUAUCAUGAAAAUAAUAAUUCUAUGAAUCUGUAAAAAGGGUUAUUUUUUGCUAAAAGUAUAUUGGAUGUUGGCUGUCAGUAGUGGAGCCAGACUAAAUGAGUGCUGUAAGGAAGUCAGUGUUAGGGAAGCAGAUGAGAGCCUCAUGGUGUUCAGUAGCACUGUUGGCUUGCUGCUCUCUCUCUGUCAGACUUCUAACGGCUGGCUGGGCGCUGUGCUAUACGAUGGCAGAAUGUAUAAAAGACCCGUGCCUUAAUUUCUUGAUAAAAACUUGUUGUUAAUGUACUGAAUGCUUUACUAGACAUGUCAAUUUGCAGGUCAUUCAAUAUUCAAUGACUGGCGAUGAUCACCUGUUAUUUCCUUUGGUCUCAUAGGCAGUUUUCACCUGUAUGUGUAUUUUUAAGCAAUAAAGAGUUUCUUUAAAAACUAAAUAA